Hypomesus transpacificus is the source of this 1896-nucleotide messenger RNA. RefSeq names its product eva-1 homolog Ba (C. elegans) (gene eva1ba). The coding region runs from base 395 to 895 and encodes 166 amino acids. NCBI's taxonomy places the organism in Eukaryota, Metazoa, Chordata, Actinopteri, Osmeriformes, Osmeridae. The record is from RefSeq and is a predicted model, not a curated record. The transcript is spliced from 3 exons.
UCUCUCUCUCUCUCUCUCUCUCUCUCUCUCUCUCCCCCCCUCUCUCUCUCUCUCUCUGUAAGCCAGUCAACAGUAAGACAGCCUUGCGUGUUGUAGUGGAGUCGGGAGGAGAGAGAUCUGCUCACGCUGUUAGAGAGGACAACCCCUCCUUCUCCUCCCUUUCCUCCUCGACCCUGAACCCCCGAAUCGUCUCCCUGGAGCGACCCUGACAACAGCCCCAGCACCCCCAGAGAGGAAGACAGAGGAAGACCCACAACGUUACUUUUCAAACCUAGAGGCAACACAUGGAUCAGUCUGACCGGGCUUUCGAGUCUAACUUUCUCUGACAGGAAUGAUUCGUUCUGGAGAGACUUCUACUUGAGUGCUGGUGUGAGGAGGAAGACAGGGAGACGACAUGGAUGUGAAGAGGAAGGAGAUGGACCUGCUGAGCAACAGCAUGGCGGCCUACGCACACAUCAAAGCUAACCCGGAGAGCUUUGGCCUGUACUUUGUGAUCGGUGUGUGUUUCGGCCUGGUGCUCACCCUGUGCCUGCUCGUCAUACGCAUCUCCUGCAAGCCCCGUCUGGCCGCCAAGCCGCCCGCGCCCGAGAAGAAGUGCCUGAAGGACUUCAGCGAGGACGAGGAUGAGGACGAGAGUGAGGACGAGGAGGAGGACGAGGAGGAAGGGGACGUGGAAGCGCCGGCGACGCUGCCCAGCACGGAGAUCGCCGUCGGCAACCACCACAGCCAAUCGGACGGGACUUUGAGCGUGAACGUGUUCACGUCUGCCGAGGAGCUGGAGCGGGCGCAGCGAUUGGAGGAGAGGGAGCGAAUCAUACGCGAGAUCUGGAGGAACGGGCAGCCAGAUAUUUUGGGUUCAGGAACGGGGACCAUCGGAAGGGUUCACUACUACUAACACUGCCCCCGCCGCCUCACAUCCUGCCAGGGCGAGUCACUUCCUGUGGGUCUUAACACUCCCCCUCCCCCCGCCGCCUCACAUCCUGCCAGGGCGAGUCACUUCCUGUGGUGAACUUUGGGUCUUCCCCAGAGGGGCUUUAGGACCCAGCAGGAGUGAUGAUGGAGAACACUGGGACAGGAGGAAGCUAGGAGCGGGCCUACGGGUCAGCGUUGCCAUGGUAAUCAUGGUCGGGCGUGGCUCAUAGUAGUUCACGUUGCACUUCAACCAGACCUUAUCUCCCCCCUCUACUCCCCUUCCCCAUCACAUCCUCAUUCCCCUGUCUCCCCUCGGCACCCCUCUCCUCUAUUCCACCCUGUCUCCCCCCGUCUCCCCCUGUCUCCCCCCUCUCCUCUCCCCUCCCAUCACCCCCCUCCAUCCCCCAACCCCCCUACCCCAUUUAGGAGUAACCCCCCUGUCAUGUGAGUGGUGCCCCAGCAAGGGGGGCUGGGGGCCAGUGGUGCCCCCAUCUGGCCUCAGGAAGCAGGCCUGAUGGUGACCGUGACUGAGGGGGGCCGAGGGGGGCCGAGGGGGGCCGAUGGGGGGCGAGGGGGGGCGAGGGGGGCCGAUGGGGGGCGAGGGGGGCAUGCAGAACUUGUGUCCUAAGACUGAAACACCAAGAAAAGGAAUGUUGAUGUACGGUGACCAGGCCACUGCUGUUGAAUGAUUUACGACAAGAAAAUAGGACCAUGUUUUACAACGGCAGGUCUUUUAUUUGUUGUCCUUUUGGAACGAGGAUGUUUCCUCUUGUACGUUUACAGAGGGAUGUUUCUGCGAACAAAGACCCCAGUGGCUUAAAGAGGUCCCAGAUCUUUCAGAGGAAAUAGCAGAGCUUAAGCAAACAAAUGCAAACUGAUUUAAGGGAUGGUUUUUCACCCAAGGAUAUAAGGUUGUGUUAUUUCAGUUUUAGGAAACAAUUACACUAAAUUGGGAAAUUAAAGAAUUACAUUUAAAUAAUUAAA